GAGCGCCUCGACAUGUCGGAGGCGGAGGCCGCUGUGCUGAAGCUGAUCUGCGCCAAUCACGGAUCGAUGAGCGUCGAUGAUCUGGAGGAGAGCGUCUGUGUGUUCAACGUGAGGCGGAUCAUCUCCAACCGGGAGAAGUUUGUGUGCUGCCGGUCCGGCGGGGAGCACAAGGUGGUGGCCAAGACGGAGCUGCGACUCUGCAAAGCCAAAGUGUGUCAGGGCUGCAACAACCUGCAUCUGUGCAGAAAGUUCCUGCUGGGAUCCUGCCCGUCCAGCCGCAGGAGGAGAGGAUGCCAGCUCCCCCAUCAGCUGAGGUCUGACCAUAACGUGCCGAUCCUCGUAGAGCACGGCCUGCAGGAGCUGGACCGGGCCGAGCUGUGCACGCUGCUGCUGCAGAACGACAACUUCCUGCUGCCGCCCGGAAGUACGACACCAAACGUCCAACAAAAGUGUGCAGGCAGCGUCGUGGCACCACAGCACCACCUGUGGCCCGACUGCUGCGACUGCACAGUGUGUUUACCCGGCCUGUGGCGUCGUGUUCAGAUUUGCUUUGACUACAACAACGGCGGCGGGCAGUUUGGCUUGUGUAAGGACGGCGACGACUGCGAGCGGCUCCACAUCUGUGAGCAACACCUGCAGGGAGACUGUUUCUGCUCCAAGGCUCAUGAUUUUGACGAGCCGCAGCCUUUAAAAGCCCUGCAGGCUCGGGGUGUUCCCAACCGGCUGCUUCACUCUCUGAAAUCUGUCUACAUCAACAAAGAGGCUCUGAGAGGCAACAGGGCCAACCCUCAAUGGCAACCACGAGUCUUUUCCACCAGCGGCGUCUGGGCUGCUGCGAGCUACCGAGACGCUGGCAGUGAUGACGGACUGAACAAAAGACAAACGAGAGGAGCCAAGAAAAGCUCGGAGGAUGUGAAAGGUGCUUCUGCCUACAAGAGGAGGGCCAAGGGAGAAAGAGGAAGGGCGCCGGAGGGAGAGCAAAAAGGGAGAGAAAGAGACAACACCAAAACAUCCCCACAGGCAGUGGGCAGUAUUGCACCUCCAUGCCACACGUAA
Molecule: messenger RNA, 1056 nt
Organism: Myripristis murdjan (pinecone soldierfish)
Lineage: Eukaryota; Metazoa; Chordata; Actinopteri; Holocentriformes; Holocentridae
Product: protein mono-ADP-ribosyltransferase PARP12-like
Exons: 4
Coding region: 13-1056 (347 amino acids)
Cellular component (GO): nucleus
Molecular function (GO): NAD+ poly-ADP-ribosyltransferase activity; metal ion binding
Source: RefSeq, a predicted model, not a curated record